AUUGGGUCCUACACAUUGACAGUGUGUAUGGUCCUACAGAGCUUCCGUAGCCGACAUGGCGUUCCUGCUAGAAGUUGUUGUGUUUGCUGUUUUACUUUUGUGUUUGUUAUUUAUUAUCCGGUUAUAUAUAGUUGUGAAGACAGGGUCAAAGUGUCGACCUGGAGCUAAAGGUCCGGUCGCUGUUGUUGUCGUUGCGGGAUCAGGCGGUCACACCUCAGAGAUCCUGCGGUUGAUGGAGUGCCUUUCUGCAGCAUACAUGCCUCGGCACUAUGUUAUAGCAGACACUGACAGGAUGAGUGAGGAGAAAAUCUGUGCCUUUGAAAGCUCUAAACAACACUCAGACCCUGAGUCCCAGUUCACCAUCUGCCGGAUCCCACGGAGCCGAGAGGUGCAUCAGUCUUGGAGUUCCUCUGUUAUCAGCACACUGAACGCCCUGCGCUACUCCCUUCCUCUGGUGUUCAGACUCAGACCUGACAUGGUGCUGUGUAACGGCCCCGGGACCUGCGUUCCCCUGUGUGUGGCAGGACUACUGCUUGGAAUUCUGGGAAUGAAGAAAGUCCUGAUAGUUUAUGUUGAAAGCAUUUGCCGGGUGCGGACGCUGUCACUCACGGGGAAGAUCCUGUACCCCAUAUCGGACUAUUUCUUUGUACAGUGGUCCCCUCUGAGGGACAAAUACCCCAAAUCCAUUUUCCUUGGAAGGAUAGUGUGAAAAUGUCUGUUACCUAAAGUAUACACAAAUGUAAGAUCAAAUAUGUUGUAAUGGUCAUGGAUAAAUGCUAUUUUUUAUUGUUGAAUUAUGUUUAUACGUUAUGAUUCAUUGUGCAACAUACUUGCAGUUACAUAGAAAAACAUUCAUAAUUGGUAAGAUUAUAGAAAGUAUUAUUGAGGAGCAUCAUUUCUAUAGCCUACAGGAGGUCCUUUUCAGGUCUUAUCAGAAUCUUAAUUGCAUUGUUUUACAUGUUUAUUGUUAGAUAACAUGAGAUAUUUUAACUGUAAUACAAUCAAAUACAACAA
This is a messenger RNA of Dicentrarchus labrax (European seabass), 1014 nucleotides long. RefSeq names its product ALG14 UDP-N-acetylglucosaminyltransferase subunit (gene alg14). Lineage: Eukaryota; Metazoa; Chordata; Actinopteri; Moronidae. The record is from RefSeq and is a predicted model, not a curated record. Bases 56 to 709 code for a protein of 217 amino acids. The transcript is spliced from 4 exons. Gene Ontology annotation, cellular component: UDP-N-acetylglucosamine transferase complex. Gene Ontology annotation, biological process: dolichol-linked oligosaccharide biosynthetic process.